GCAGAUUUUUGCAAAUAAGAUGCCUGGCUUGUUACCAUUGGACAUGGACUUUGAUGUAGCGGAGGAGGGUGAAAAUACAAAAGAAUUCAUUAAAAUUUAUUAAAAAAAUUAAUGCAAAUCCUUUACAAAUAUAAUGAGCAUACAAGAUGAAAGUUUUCCCUACGAUGAUUUGGAGAUGUCACAUAAUUCAGGUCAAAAACAUAUGGUUGGAGGGGUUGGAGACGGCAAUAUUGAAUGCGAUCAAAAGAAUGUGAAUACAGAAGAUGCCUACAAUGACGUUUCAACAUCUUCAUCGUCUCGUCAUCCCAAUGACUCAACACAUUCGUCCAACGAGGAUGCACCGGAAUCGGAGACAAGUGGAAAAACAAAUGCAAGUGAACCUCAAGAAAAUGAUAUGAAAAAGCAUGAACAUACUCGUAACAAUCAAAGUAAAUCGGUAUCUUAUCAGGACAUUCAUUCUGAAUAUACAAAACGUCGCUAUAAACAUGUGGAAAGCAAAGUUGGUCAAUAUAUAGCCAAUAUGAAAGCUCAAGAUGAGAAACGGCGCAAUUCUCAUAAAUUUCAAAGACAUCGUUCAAUGCCUGAAACUCUUAGUGGUCCCCGAUCUAUAGAAUCGGUACCCGAAUUACGCAAUUCAUCAAAGAGACGUGGCAUAUUGCGACACAGCACCAAUGAUUUGGAUGAUAUGCGUGACCAAGAAUCAGUUAUAAGCGAUCACGAUACUGAGAAUUUCGAUAAUAUAACAGCUACCACAUCAUCUUCGUCAAGGGAGUUGGGACAACAAGAUGCUGGCAUCUAUUUGGACAAACUUACCUAUGACCAACUACUAAGCGAUAAGGAACGAUGUGAGUACUUGGAAACAAAAAUGGAAGAGAAGAAGGCAGAAAAUUGGCGUCUUAAGCAAAAUCUGGAUACCAUGCGCAUUGAGUACACUUUGUGUAAGGACAAACUUAAACAAAUUAAUCAAAAUCAAAGAUUGUCCGGACAGUUUGGUAUAAUGGGAAAUGCUUUAGGGCGAUCUUCUCUGCAAAGUCUGUUCCAUCAACAGGAGACUGCAGAAAAGGGAACACAAACGGAAAAUAUGCUGACUCCUUCGCCAGUACCACCGCUGUUGAAUAGGCCAGAAAUGUUUGACACCCCUCUUACACUAGACUCCAAUAAUAAUUCGAUGGAUAAUGCUGCGGUGGGAGCGUUGGCGCCAGCGCCAAUUAAAGUAGCAAAAACCAUAGCCACCAUACAGCCAUUAUCCUUGAACUUUAGCACUAUAAUGGAACAGGACAAUAGCCGUGGUGAAUGUAGCAUCAAUAAUACCAUGUGUUUCCUCCGCCAACGUUCAAACUCCAUGGCAAAUCGUCAAAAAUCCACUCCCCUUGCUCUUGCCAUCAACAAUGCCUCCACUGUUAGCUCCAACAAAAACAACAGUUUAAUACGUAACUCUGAUUCUGCAAUUGAUAUCGAAGUCAUAGAAUCCCCACGCAAACAACGUCAAAGUCGUCGUGAAGAGUUCAUCUAUUAUGAGAAACAUCCGCAACAGCGUUUCAGCACAUUUCAGAAGAGCCGUCGUAACCCAGUUGCCAACAAUAGCCAGAGUGAAGCAGAGACUUCUUAUUCUGCAAUAGAGUUAACCAACUCCCAGCCUAGUUGUGAUGACAGUGGCGUAGGUGUUCCCAGAAAAUCCCAUAAACGCCAUAGUCUACGUGCUCGUAUGAUGCGAUUUUUUGGCGCAUGCACCAAAUGUGAAGAUACCAAUGUGUCUUUGGAUACUGUAGACAAUUCGCAACAAAGUUCAAUGUCGCAGAUUCCACUUUUGGAAAAAAGUAGGCCCAAUCUUCGAUAAAAUUUGGCUUAAAAAUAAGUUGUCUUGGGAAAUAGUUUUGUUUUUAUUUUAUUUGUGAUCUUUACUUAUGUCUGCUUGGAGUUUGAAAGACUUUUGUUAGGGAAAGUUUUUUUAAAACUUCAUUUAUCUGUGUAUGUGUAUGUUUCCCCUUCAGUUUUGAAACAUUUGAUUGUCUAGAAUCCAAACUAUGGUGUUGUCAUGGUUUAGUUAGCCAAAGCUUUUGUAACUUUUUAAGCUGUCUGCUACGCGUUAGUUGGUUUUGUUCUUGGCCCAAUUUUUUUUUUUAUUUAGCUUCAUUAUUAUAUCAAAUUUAUUAUUUUCUCAUAACAAAUUAAUAUAUAUAUUAUUUUUCAAAAAUAAAUUUUGUUUUGGCGCAAGCCUUACUCGAUA
Messenger RNA from Stomoxys calcitrans (stable fly), 2227 nucleotides. RefSeq names its product protein swallow. The transcript has 4 exons. Lineage: Eukaryota; Metazoa; Arthropoda; Insecta; Diptera; Muscidae. Bases 134 to 1837 code for a protein of 567 amino acids. The record is from RefSeq and is a predicted model, not a curated record.